This is a messenger RNA of Gadus chalcogrammus (walleye pollock), 5077 nucleotides long. RefSeq lists its product as uncharacterized. The record is from RefSeq and is a predicted model, not a curated record. NCBI's taxonomy places the organism in Eukaryota, Metazoa, Chordata, Actinopteri, Gadiformes, Gadidae. The coding region runs from base 344 to 5077 and encodes 1577 amino acids. The transcript is spliced from 18 exons.
CAGACGUCGCUGCAGAGAUAAACGUGUCUGCAUUCAAAGAGUUCAUAGAAUUAAGUCAUGCAUAUGAGUGGUGCGUGGGUUUGACUGUUUCAAUGAAAGUCGUACAGGAGAAGAACUACUCGGACAUCAUGGCGUCGCUUUGAAAGUCAUUGUUUUAAAACAAAAAAAAAGUCUUAGAAGAAACCGCUAUUGUAUGUUUUUCUUUUUCAGGUUUUAAUUACGCAUUAAUUACGCAUCAGAGUGGAACCUAAACAGCAAGACGUGGAGACGCAGAAUCGACCAGGGGAACCAAACUGAACGUCCAGGAGCGAAACUAACCGGAUCAUCAGCCGAUCAGACCCUGAUGUCCUCCUGGUUCCAGUCCCUGAAAGAGGACUUCGUUCUGAGGCCGUUUGAGACGCAGCACACUCCCAACGACAGUGUUGCCAUGGCGUCGGAACCUCCAGAUGUGAUGACCAAUCAGGAGCCAGUUGAGGUUACGGAAGAAUGCUCAAAAAAAAAGAAGUCAAAGUUCCAGACCUUCAAGAAGCUGUUCGCCAGGAAGAAGAGGAAAGACGGCCCCGCCCCCGGGGAGGAGGCGGGGCUUACCGCCAGCCAAUCGAGCGAUAACGUCAACAGUGCGCUCGAGGACGAGACGCUUGCUCGUGCUGAGAAUGAGAAAGGCUCUGGCCCCCAUCGUAGCGGCAAAACCAACCACCGGUUUGGAGUGAGGAUGAGGAUAAAUAUGUCAAAGCUCAGCCUGGGCAGCAAGGCCAGGUCACAUGACUCCAUCUUCGUCUCUGAUUCGCUGGAACCCCCGGAGGCUCUGGAGGCGUCGCAGGACAGUCUGCACGGCAAGGUCAAGUCUCUACAGCUCCAGCUGAAGAGGGCCAUCGGUCUGGGCCCCAAGAAGGGGGCCGAUGACGCGGGGACAGUGUCGGAGGAUGACGGUCUCCCGUGCAGCCCGCCCGAGUACUCCACGUCACACACCGCGCUCGCGAAGAGGAACAGCUCCGUCAGUCUGGAGGGGAUGGACAGCGAGGACGAGCAGUUGUCCUGUGAGGCCUCCAGCAGGGCCGGGAGCCCCCUGGUGGUGGUUCCGGGGGACUUCAGCCAGCCCGCCAGCCCCUUCAGCUGCCUGGACAACUCGGCCUCCAAGCACAAGCUGGGCCUGCGACACAAGGCCUGCAACAAGAGGAAGCCCGCCACGAGAGCGGAGAUCAGACCCGCGGGGGAGACUGAGGCCCAGGCAAACCCCAGCAGACCCCCAGGGGAACGACCCGAGGACCAGGACAAAGACAGCACAGAUACGAGCAGCAAUCGGCUGUUACUAAAGCAGGAGGGAGAGGAGGAGGAGGAAGAGGAGGAGGAGGAGGAGGAGGAGGAGACCCAGAUGAAGGCGGAGGCAGAAGAGGAGGAGGAGGAGGAAGAGGAGGAGGAGGCCCAGAUGAAGGCGGAGACAGGAGAGAAGGAGGAGGCGAAACCACCACAGCACUCCAAACACUCCCAGCUGCAAGAGGCCAGGGAGGAGGAGCAAGAGGCGGAGCAAGAGGAGGAGCAGCAGCUGGAGGCGGAGCAAGAGGAGGAGCAGCAGCUGGAGGCGGAGCAAGAGGAGGAGCAGGAGAAGGAGCAGCAGGAGGGGGAGGAGGGAGCUAUCCAGGAUGUGGUGUGUUCCCCUCCUGUCCCCCGUGUGAGGACGAAGCUGCCCCCAUCCUCCUCCCCCCCUACCUCCUCCAUGGAGACCACCAGCGCAUCAGCAGAGCCCCCUGCUGGCCCGACGGAGUGCCUGCUGAACCCCCUCGGCUCCAACGAUGGGGCCACGGAGGGCGACGGACCCCUUCUAGGGGUCGGAGAGGAAGACAAGGAGGAGGAGGAAGAGGCGGAGCAGGAAGAGGAGGAGGAGGAGGAGGGUUCCUUCCUGCAGGAGGUGCUCAGCUCGUUGAGGGAGAGCCCCCUCCACUCCUCCCUGGCAGGCAGCACCUCCUUCGGUCUGGAGAAGCUGGCAGCGGAGGAGGAGGAGGAGCAGGGGGAGAGGGAGGAGCUAGAGCAGGAGGGGGAGGAAGAGGAGGAGCUCUGUGACGACAGGGUGGAGGCCAGGAUGGAGGAAAGAAACGCCAUGGCAGAGGAAGAACGGGAGGAGGAGGAAGUGGAGGAGACAGUCCGUCACAGAGAGCCUCCCUCUGCUCCUGCUGGUCCACAAGCAGAAGAAGAGGAGGGGCCUGCCCCUCUUGACCCCGCCCCUUCCUGUCCCGCUGUAGGUCCCGUCGGGGAAGAGGAGGACGGACGGACGGAAGAGCAGGAGGACGAGAUGAUGGAACAUUCUGGACAAGGAGAACAGGCGACCGAGAACACGGAGGCUGAGGAAGCCGCGCCAGAGUCACCCCCCGCAGGAGAAGAGGAGGAAGAUGAGGAGGGAAACAUCGUCCAGUCCGGCGUGCAGCAGGAGAAGAGCGGAGUGAGGCCACAAGAACUCCAACCCGACAAUGACAUCAGCGACCAGGUGGCAGAGAACGAGGGAGAGACGGACCGGGUGGAACCGGAGGAAACGGAGCUGGGGAAAGAGUGUGUGGAGAGGAGAGAGGAGGAGCAGGAGGAGGAGGAAGAGGAGGAGGAGGAGGAGGCCGAGAGGCAGAAGGAGGGAGAUGGAGUCGCCGCAGCGGACAAUGCAAUGGAAGACGAAGAGCAGGCCGAGGAAACGGCGCCUCCGGCGUCCAUGGCGGUGGAACAGGAGGCUGAUGUCGGGGCCAGUGCGGACGCCGUUCUGUCGGCCUCUUCGACGGCGCAGCGAGGACACGCCCACCCGGCGUCUGACCCGGCGCCCGCAGCCACUCCGGGAGAGCAGAACGCCUCCCGGCACAGCUCUGGAGGGGGAGGAGGAGGAGGCGAGGACGAGACUCUGACGGAGGAAGGAGACAUUGAGGAGAUGGAGCUGAGUGCGGACCUAACGCCCGACGUGGAGACAGAGGGAGCGCACGCCCAGGCACACGCUACAGGCGGCGUCCCGGCGUCCGUCGAAGCGGACCGACCGGAGGCCGGCGGGGAAGAAACCCUCGUCGUCACGGCGACCCAGAGGGACGCGGUCCGAAUGGAAACGGAGCAGGAGCCGGAGCCGGCCUCCCCCGUCCCGCCCUCCCGGCCCCCCAGCGCUCCGUCUCAGGGCGACGCCCACAUGGAGAGCGAGCCGGAGGGCGAGAGCGCCCCGGCGGUCGAAGAGGCCCCCGCCGCGGCCGACGCCACCUCAGCCGUCCCGGAGGCCCGCACGGACGCCACGCUCACCGCCAGCCCCUCGCUCCGUCGCUCCGAGGAGGACGUGUCUCCUCCUGAUGAGGUCACAGAGGUAACGGCGAGGGAGGAGAAGGAGGAGGAGGAGAAGGGGGAGGAGCAGGAGGAGAAGGGGGAGGAGCCAGCCGCUCUUCUUGGCCCCCGGGCGACCGUAGAGACGAGGGCUGACGGACAGACGGCGGUGGAUCAGGAAGGACCCGCAGACGACACCGGAGACGCGGGAGGGCCGACAACCGACGAAGAAGAAGACGACCGGGACAGGGCAGAGGGGGAGUCGCCGCGGCGAUCCUCCGUCGGUCCCUCGUCCGUUGCCAUCGAGACGGAGCCCAGACAGCCGCCGCCCGCCGACAGCACUGAGCGGGGGGGGGUGCACUUCACCAUCGCCUCCGCCCGGCAGAGAUCCCUCUCCGGAGGAGGAGGAGGGGAGGGGGAGCGGGCAAAAGAGAGCUCCGUCACAAGCCCCCAACCCUCCUCCCCUAUUCCCCCCUCCCCCUUGGAGUCUGCCGACAGGCCGGUCGUGGCGGCGGCGGCGGCGGCGGCGGCGGCGGCGGCGUCCAGAGCGGGACGGGUGAGCGUGUCGUCGGCAGAGGUGACCCUGAGCCCCGUCAGUCCAAGGACCCCCGCCGGCCCCCUGACCAAACUCCGGUCCUCCUCCACGUCAGCCCCCGACGAGGGGGGCGCUCCGGCCAAGGGGAACCCUGAGAGCCCGUUCGGGGUCCGGCUCAGGAGGACGGCGGUAGCCCCGCCCCGUAGCGGCGAGGAGGCGGGCCCUCAGUCUCCCCCGUCAAACCCUGAGCCAACAGCCCAGCCAAUGGACAACAAGGCGGUCGCUUCUCCACCAAUCAGUGUGAAGCCUUGCCUGAUUCAGCCAAUCAGCAUUAAGCCCGCCCUGCCCAAGAAACCAGAAGUCCAAUCACGAGCUUUGGAAGCAUCCAUAGGGCGUGGUGCUUCCAGUGUUCCCAGCGGUUCCAGUGGUCCCAGUGGUCCCAGUGAGCCCCCCAGCUGGAUCUCCAUGGCCCGACAGAAAUCGAAAGUCUACAAGGACACAUCACUGGACGACGCCUCCAGUGCUGCAAAGGAGGAGUCAGAGAGGAAGUCGUCCCUGCCGUCGUACGUCAGCUCAGCCGCCAGCAGGGAGAGCAGCAAGGCACCCUCCUCCACGGGCAAAGUGACUUCAACAGAGGCGGCCAAAGUUGUGUCCCCCAUGGAGAAGGACUCGAGGAAAUCUCUCUCAACCCCCUUACCGGUGCCCGCCCAGACCUCCAAAGCCCAGCCCCCCAAAGCCCAGCCCCCCAAAGCCCAGCCCCCCAAAGCCGAGACCCCCAGAGCCCAGACCCCCAAAGCCGAGACCCCCACAGCCCACCCCCCCACCGCCCAGACCACCAAACCACAGACCCCUCCCUGCCCCAUCACCCCUAAACCCUACUCCCCGUUCUCCAGCGGCGCCCCAAAGCCUUUGAACCUCCCGGCCCCCUUCAGAAAACCCCUCUGCCCCCCUACCCCCGUCCCUGCCAUCUCCCGGGUCACCGGCCCCCCGGCCCCCCCCUCCAAAGCUCCCCUCUCCCCCCCUAUCCCCGUGCCCGCUGCCCCCCGGAUCACCAGCCCCCCGGCCCCCCUCUCCAAAGCUCCCCUGCCUCCCCCCGCCGCCCCCCCAGCGGUGAAGACCUCUGUCCCACAAAGCCCCGCCCCCGCCGCUCCGGCCUCCGGCGCGUCCCCCCCCCCCCCCCCGGGCCUGCCCCAGGCCGAGCCCCCCUGGAUGGCCCUGGCCAAGAAGAAGGCCAAGGCCUGGAGCGAGAUGCCUCAGAUCGUGCAGUAG